Messenger RNA from Conger conger (European conger), 2147 nucleotides. RefSeq names its product apoptosis inducing factor mitochondria associated 4 (gene aifm4). Gene Ontology annotation, cellular component: cytoplasm. Gene Ontology annotation, molecular function: 2 iron, 2 sulfur cluster binding; oxidoreductase activity, acting on NAD(P)H; flavin adenine dinucleotide binding. The coding region runs from base 252 to 1883 and encodes 543 amino acids. NCBI's taxonomy places the organism in Eukaryota, Metazoa, Chordata, Actinopteri, Anguilliformes, Congridae. The record is from RefSeq and is a predicted model, not a curated record. The transcript is spliced from 19 exons.
GAUCCAAGUGCAAAGCGUGAACACAAGUCGGAGCAAUUGGAAAUCCUUCCGUCGUUCUGCUUUCUCCUAUGUGACGUGAACGCAACACUACGUCAUCGCGUGCAGAUUACUCUUGUCACUGAGCCUAUCUGAAUUCGUAGUGUUGUCGGCUACAUGACUGUGGCAAUGGUGCCUAGAUACUGUUGCAAACUGUCAAAUUGACCGAUUAAACAUCAAAUACAAAAUCGACUCGAGUCUUGGCCGUAAGUGAGAUGUCUGUGAGAGAAACAGGUGCGAGCUCCGUGGGCAAACCGCCGGACCAGGAUGAAGUCACAGCGGAGGUGUGCCGGACGUCAGAUCUGCAGGACGGACAGAUGGUGGAGGUGGAGGUGGGUGAACAGCGGGUGCUGCUGGUGAGGAGUGAGGGGGAGUUCAGUGCCGUUGGGAACCUCUGCACACACUAUGGUGCUCCGCUCAGCAAAGGUGCAUUAUGGGGAAGCAGGGUACGGUGUCCAUGGCAUGGGGCCUGCUUCAAUGUUAAGACUGGAGACAUAGAAGAAUAUCCAGGACUGGACAGUUUGGCCUGUCACAAGGUGACGGUUGAGAACAACAAAGUAUUUGUGUCGAUUAGCAGAAAGUCCCUGAAGCAGGUUAAACGGGUGAAGCCAAUGGGCUGCAGGGUGGCAGAGGUGAACCACACGGUGCUGCUGAUUGGAGGAGGCCCCGCCUCUUUGUUGUGUGCUGAGACGCUGCGGCAAGAGAACUAUGGAGGCAGAAUCGUCAUGGUGAGCAGUGAAGACCUGCUGCCCUACGACAGAACCAAGCUGAGCAAGGUGUUGAAUGUGGACUGGAACAGCAUUCUCUUAAGGCAGAGGGAGUUUUUCCAGCAACAUGACAUCGAGGUGUGGACUCAGAAACAGGUGGAGUCCGUGGAUACGAAGCAGGGGUCAGUGACUCUGAGUGACGGUUCAGUGCUUCACUAUGACCAGCUCCUUAUCGCAACGGGCUGCAGGCCUCGGCCAAUCAGCUGCCCCGGUGCAGACCUGAGGGGGGUGAGGGUGCUGCAGACUGCAGCCGACGCCCUGGACAUCCACCAGGCCUGCCAGGGCCGCAAGGCCGUCAUCAUAGGCUCCUCCUUCAUCGGUAUGGAGGUGGCCUCUUACCUGCAGGAUAAGGCCUCCAGUGUGGCUGUGGUGAGCAGCAGCGAGGUCCCCUAUCAGAGAACCCUGGGGACUGAGAUCGGCAGAGCAACUAUGAAGAUGCUCGGAGAAAAGAAGGUGGAGUUCUACAUGUGUGAUGGCGUGGCGGAGAUCAGAGGAGAGAAUGGGCAGGUGAGAGAGGUGGUGCUGAAGAGUGGGAUUGUGCUGCCAGCUGAUGUGGUUGUCGUGGGGAUUGGUGUCACCCCCAAUACUGACUUCCUGCAAGGCGGUGCUGUGGAGCUGGAUUCCAGGCAAGCUGUGAUUGCAGACAAGUUCAUGAGGACCACUGUGCCCAAUGUUUUCUCUGCUGGUGAUGUCACCUCCUUCCCUCUCAGCCUGCGUGGGAACCAGAGGGUUAACAUCGGCCACUGGCAGCUAGCACAAGCCCAGGGGAGGAUUGCUGCAUUAAACAUGCUGAAUCGCCAGGUUCAGCUGAACUCUAUACCCUUCUUCUGGACUGUGCUGCUUGGCAAAAGCCUCCGAUACACAGGCUAUGGUGAAGGAUAUACUGAUAUUGUGCUGAAAGGAAAAGUUGAAGAAAUGAAAUUUCUGGCAUUUUAUAUCAAGGACGGGGAAGUGGUGGCCGCAGCCAGCUUGAACCAUGACCCCGCAGUUUCCCAGGUAGCAGAGAGGAUGGCGGCAGGGAAGCUGAUCACAAAGGCCCAAGCAGAAUCUGAGGACCUGAGCUGGCUGACACUCCCCUGACCCCUGACCCCUGACCUGCAGACAUGCAGGCGGUAUUCUCUCCUCCCUCUCAGGCAGCAUAGCAAUGCUGCGGUUACUAUGGUGCCUGUGAUGUACUACAGAAGCAGGGUUGUCUACCCCAAUACUACAGCAUAUAUUUGAGAUCUGUGCUUCUGUUUGUCGGACGUGUCCGGAGUGGUGUUUUCAGAAGCAGUGAGUUACCUAUUGGUAUCAGCAUCUAUGGUAGCAACACUCAACUGAAUGUAUUAAACUGUUUUCAGUGGC